Carassius auratus (goldfish) is the source of this 3785-nucleotide messenger RNA. RefSeq names its product NLR family member X1-like. Gene Ontology annotation, cellular component: cytoplasm. The transcript has 9 exons. NCBI's taxonomy places the organism in Eukaryota, Metazoa, Chordata, Actinopteri, Cypriniformes, Cyprinidae. The record is from RefSeq and is a predicted model, not a curated record. Bases 177 to 3203 code for a protein of 1008 amino acids. Gene Ontology annotation, molecular function: protein binding.
AUGACGGACUUAUCAGGAAGACGAAGCGGUACGCUUUCAUCAUUCUGCCGAGGAAUGGACGCUUUCCUCGGCUGUGUUCCGCGUGACAGAUACAGAGCGCUGGUAGAAUCCUGAGGAAGUCAAUGGAGAAUUCACCUUAUAUAGAGCCUCUAGAUUAGGGUUAUUUUAAAGUCGAAAUGUGGCGAUUUGGGAGGCCGUCUGGAACAGAAGUGUUAAGAUGGAGAUGCCAAGGGUCGCCAAGAGAUAUCUGCUGCAAAUUUCACACCAGGGCUCUUCGGAAAACCUUUAACUUAAACCUCCGAACAGUUGGCAUCUGUGGUAGCAUAAAUCGCCAUCACUUCUCAUUUCCAACCAAGACAACAAGCUCUUAUAAAAAUACAUGGAGAGAACUUAGAACAUCUAUGUGCUAUUCCAUCUCUGGAUCCACCCCCAGGUUCUUUUGUACCUGUGAACCCAUCACAGAUCCCAUUGAGAUCCACAAACAGAAGCUGACAUUAUGGUUCAGUCACCUUCCUCGAGAGGAGAGACAAUUCGGUGGCUACUUUUCUACCGAAACUAUGCAUGUGGAGCCACUUAUCUUAGAGCGUCAUCCAGAUGAGGACAGAGGUCUUAACCCCUUCAAAGAAAAGACAGGCACAUCUCCACGUCCCUCUCUCACGGCUGAGCAGCUGUUUGAUGCUAACAUUAAUAGAAACAAAUCACGAGGACUUAAUGUUUUGCUGUAUGGGGCUGUCGGCACAGGGAAAAGUACUGUCGUCCGUAAACUGAUGCUGGAUUGGUGUGCUGGAUCGGUUUUCUCCCAGUUCAAACUUGUGUUGCCCUUCUCCUGUGAGGAUCUUUCCCAUUUAUCCAAGCCGACAUCCCUUCGAGACCUUGUGGGCAAGAAAUACCUGCACCUUCGCAAGACACCUUAUCUUAGUGGAGAUAAUGACAAGGCUAAGGAUGUCCUCUUCAUCUUCAACGGAAUGGAGAAGAUGAAGCUGGAUUUUCGCAUCGGUUCCACAGAGUUAUGCAGCGAUCCCAAUGAGGCUCUCCCAUCAGAGGCUGUUGUUGUUAAUCUGCUUAGGAAAUACCUGCUACCUGAGGCCAGCAUUUUGGUUACCACGAGACUAUCUGCUGUUGACAGAGUUCCUAAAAAAUACAUAAAUCGGUAUGUACAAAUCUGUGGCUUCAGUGAUCCUGAUCGCCAGAGUGCCUACUUCACCAGCAGGCUCUUGCAACAGAAUGAAGGCAAGCCGGGCAAGGCAGCCGAGACGCUCAUAGAGAUGCUUUACCUAAAUCUACAGCGGGAGAGUCAGCUAGCAACCGCCUGCUUCUUACCUUCUUACUGCUGGCUUACAUGUGCCACUCUUCAUUUAUUGCAUUUUACUGAUACAAGGUCACCAAUUCGAACUCUCACUGGCAUCUACACCAGGUUCAUGAGGCUCAACUUUGGAGGAGAAGUGAUAACCGUGGAUGGAAACGUCUCAUCACAAGAGCAACAGAACUCAUUAAUGCUCUAUGUGGUCCGUACUGUUGGUAAACUAGCUUUUGAUGGCGUCACCAACAAGCGGACGUCGUUCUCCGCUGAAGAACUGGAGCAGUGGGUUGGCGGAAAGACUAAAACGGACGAAGAGCUCGAGCAGCUGGCGGUGUUUCGCACAGAUGUGCUUGACUUCUUUCUGGUUCCCCGCAAUGAUCAUGGUAGAGAUCCUGAAUCUGGUGGUAGGCGCUACGUGUUUGCUGUUCCCGCCAUGCAGGAAUAUCUAGCAGCUAUUUAUGUUGUUCUUGGCGAGAACAAAAGCGUCCUGGAGAAGUUGACUAAGGAAGUCUCGGAGACUUUGGGACACGCCGGUGAGGACAUCACGAGCCUCCUGAGCAUCCUCUCUAAAAUCAUACCUUUCCGAAUCUUUGCCGUUUUCAAUUUGCUUAAGUUGUUCCCGAAACUCUUUGAGCAGGUCAGCAGCCUCAGCAAAGGGCAUAUUGCAAACACCAUGACGGCAGAAAUGUUUCGUUCGGAGGACAGCUUCAAUGAAGAUGUUUUGGACCAGCUGGAACAAAGUCUGCUGGGAGUGCAUGGUCCACAGCCACAGGAGGAAACCUACACAAGAGCGUUCGAACUCUACCCUAUCUUCAUGGGGGGACUUCUUCAUUACGGGAACCGGAGGCUGUUAGACCAGCUUGGAUGCAGCAUCAAGAGUCACACGGUUUCCCAGAUCACCCGUGCGCUGAGGAAACACCUGAUCAAGGAGAGUCAGAAGAAGCAGCCUCCUGAGGAGCUCAUGGAUCUUCUGGUCCUGCUGUAUGAGUUCCAGAACCCUCGACUCACAGCUGAAGUCCUCCAGUCCAUCAAGACCAUCAACUUGUCGAAUGUACGCAUGACGCCACACAAGUGCUUCGUUCUGAGCAUGGUUCUGAGCUGCACGAGCUCAAGCUUCCACCUGAAUGAGCUCAACCUCUCCUCCUGCCACAUCACUCCAGAGUUACUGCAGAUGCUUUGGCCAGCCUUCCAUCACACUAGCAACCUCAAUCUCCAGUUUAACAGCCUGGGUCCUGAGUCCUGCAUUCUUCUGCGAGAUCUCCUGCUUGAGCCCAACUGUACUAUUAAGUCAUUACAGUUGUGUGACAACUACUUGACAGACGCUGGCAUCAGCAAUCUGCUGGAAGCUCUGUCUGGUAACCACUCUUUGCAACGGCUGAGUCUGAUGCAUACUGGGCUAGGGGACCAAUCAGCACAAAUGCUGGCUGAGAGACUGGGCCAGCAUGAUAUGUUACAGGAGCUGAAUGUGGCCUUCAACAACAUCGGAGAUGGUGCAGCUCUCAUGCUGGCUGACGCCUGUCGCGAACAUCCCCGCAUCCACACAGUCCAUUUGUACCUGAACCAGCUUACAGAUGUGGGUAAACAGUCUCUGUAUGUUCGUGGAGGUCCUCGGGUCAAAGAGGGCCGGCGGGUGAAGGUCCUGUCCUCUGUAACAGAGGGUUCGGACAUCUCAGAGGACUGGCAUCCCAUUCUAAGCGUCAUUGGCAAAAAUUCUCUUUCCUGGGACAGAGGCCGUGUCCGCGAACAACUGUUGGUCUUCCUGAAAGACCUGGAAUGGGGUCGCAAACAGCACCAGAGUUUCUGGAAAAAGAUGCACUUCCGACGAGUGGAGAGCGUUGUGAGGCAAAUGCUGCGCUUACUGGAGAAGAGCAGUGAUACGGGAACCGGGACCAGUACAAAAUGAUGUAACUGUAAUAGAAGUUAAAGGGAUGGGGGUUUUAAUUUCUCAGAGGGAUAUUUGUUGCCAACCAAUUCAAUCUAGUCAGUCUUAAUAAUUCUAAUAAAUUUAACUUGUUAGAUUUAAAAGGGUUGUCUGUCUACAUAUCCAUCUACUUUAGCAUUAGGACAUUUUGUGAAAACGCUGUGACAAAUGAGUUUUAUUUGAUUGUUUGAGGGAAAGAUCAAUAUCUGCUACUCCGUAAUACUUCGGAUGAAUACUUGAAAACUGCUUCUUGUUGCACGAUGACAAAUCUUUGACAAAUUAGAAGCUAUUUCUUAUAUGUACUCAGUGAGAAUUCAGGGUUUUUUUCAUUAUCAUAACAAUGUGUCACUCCUUUUUGAAUAUCUUUUGUGUGAUUUGUGUGUCAAAUUGUGCUCUAGACAAGGUUAACAACGUAAGGUAGCCUAGACAAGGCUUUAGGUUGUUCUGCAAUAUUAACAUGUCUUUUGCCAUUUUCUGUGAUUUAAAAAAAUGUUUGAACUAACAAAUUGAGACUGAAAUUUGGUGUGCAAUAACAACAAAAUAAAACGAAAAAUGCUGAUGAAA